Messenger RNA from Ceratina calcarata, 1735 nucleotides. Its product is annotated as tektin-3. The coding region runs from base 231 to 1679 and encodes 482 amino acids. Gene Ontology annotation, cellular component: microtubule cytoskeleton; nucleus. Lineage: Eukaryota; Metazoa; Arthropoda; Insecta; Hymenoptera; Apidae. The record is from RefSeq and is a predicted model, not a curated record. Gene Ontology annotation, biological process: cilium assembly; cilium movement involved in cell motility. The transcript has 7 exons.
UUUAAGCGAUUAUCACACAAAGAUUCCCGGCACCGCAAAUCUUUUAUUAAAUCGAUCGAAUCGUUAAAAAUAGCAAAUAUGGAAAGCACUAAAACAGAAACAAUGAAAACGAGGGACACUGUUUUAUACUCGGUUCGUACUUCGACAAGGAUACAAAUUAUAAUCGUAUCAAUUCGCGAUUUUUAUAUUAGCAACUCCAACCAUGGACUACAGUGGGUGUUCCACCGUGCAUGGAACAAAUAGCCGGGCCACCGAUCCCGGUACGAGUUGGGGAAUUCUAUAAAACUCCGAAACCACAUCCAUGGCGCCCUACUUUAGGAUACGAAAUCGUGGAGGCCUCUCCUUUACCAUCGCAGCCCGUGACGAACUUGCUCGCCGAUACCUGUUAUAUGCCGAAGGGGAUGGCUACGGAACCACUGCGAUUCCCAAAUUUAGUGACCGGUUUCGAAAGAAAUCCCGCACACGCUGCACGGGCUGCUCUUUUCACGAGAUAUGGUCCCUACGAAUGGGUGCAGAAUCAGUUGAGGCUUUACAACGAGUCCGAUACGAAUAGGAAUUUCUCGGAGAACUUGCGACAGGACACCGUUCGAAUAAUGCGAGAAGCUGACGAGAGAGUACAGAACGGUCAAACUGAGACUGGUCGCAAAUUAGGGGAGCGGAUCACGGAUACUACUUUCUGGAGAAAUGAAGUGACCGCGGAAUUAGAAAGAUUGAUUAUAGAGAAUGGGAAGAUGCAAGAGUGUCGACGGAACUUGGCGACGACGAUACAGAGUCUAGAGGGUCAGUUGCACAUAGCUCAGGAAUGCUUGUAUUAUCGUGAAGCGAGGACCGGUUCCGAUUUGGUUCACGAUCAAGCCGAGCACGCUCUUCUAAAGGAGGUGGAAGUUGUUAGGAAUUGUCAAAACAAAUUAGAACACUUUACGGACAAGUGUAUCGAUCAGCUUAAUAAUAGCAGAGCCGUGCAAAAUCAAUUGGAAAUCGAUGUGAAGAAUAAAGAAACAGCUCUUGGAAUUGACAUUACGUGUCAUCAGAUGAACAAUUUUAGCCGAGGAUUAAAAUACUACGGUGGUAUCGAGAAAUACGAUAACAGUGUUACGUCGGCUGAAACAUGGGCCGAGGCGUCAGAUAGCGUAGUUAAAAAAUCGCAGAAGGAACGAGCACGGUCUAAUCAAUUGCGAAGCGAUAUAGACAUUGCUAUAGAUGCAGUUGGGCACGAAAUGUGGGAAGCUUGGGGAAAUACGAACUACGCCCUGGCCAGAAGGGCCGCAGAGAUGCUCGAGGCCAAAGAAAAAUUACAGAUACAUCUGCACAAAAUGCAGCAAGAAAUAUUUGAGAUCGAGAAAAACUUGCAAUUGAUGCAAAAAGCUAUCGGUGAUAAAAGUUCUGCGCUGAAGGUUGCGCACACUCGUUUGGAGAGCAGGACGCAUCGGCCCGCUGCAGAGUUGUGCAAAGAUUACGCUCAGCUCAGAAUGAUCGAGGAAGUAGAAACGAUAAACGCGAUGAUACACGAUAUGAAUUUGAAAUUACAAAGAUUCGAGGCACAGCAUCAACAACUUUUACUCACCAGGUCUAACUUAGAAACCGACUUGAAAUCGAAGGUUGAUGCAUUAUUCAUUGACAGGGAAAAAUGCAUGGGUAUGCGAAGAAGUUAUCCCGUAGCAUCGGUUAUAAAGUUUUAGGUGGCUAUUACUUACUACUUUUGUAAAGAAGAAUUUGUUUUAUAUAAAACAAUUGU